GCCGAUAUAAGAGCGCGGCCGCCUGGAGGCUGGCGGGGGCUUCGCGAUGUCGCUAGUGCUGCUGAGCCUGGCCAUGCUGUGCUGGGGAGCGGCGUCCUCGGAGCCGACGAUUCAGUGUGGCUCUGAGCCCGGACCGUCUCCAGAGUGGAUGGUCCAACACACUCUGACCCCAGGAGACUUGGGGGACCUCCGAGUGGAGCCCAUUACAAGCGGCGUUGCAAUGGACAACUAUUCCAUCUCGAUGAACGUCAGCUGGAGACUCCGGGCUGAUGCCAGCAUUCGCUUCCUGAAGGCCACCAAGAUCUGCGUGACAGGCAAGAGCAGCGCACGGUCCUACAGCUGCGUGAGAUGCAAUUACACGGAAGCUUUCCAGACUCAGACCCCACGGACCGGCGGCAGGUGGACAUUUUCCUACACAGGCUUCCCUGUAGAGCCGAACACAGUCUACUUCAUCGGGGCCCACAAUAUCCCCAAUGCCAAUAUGAAUGAAGAUCCCCCCUCCAUGUCUGUGAACUUCACCUCGCCAGGCUGCCUAAGUCGCAUAAUGAAAUACAAAAAAAAGUGCAUCGAGGCAGGAAGUCUGUGGGAGCCCAACAUCACCGCUUGCAAGAAGAACGGGACAGCAGUAGAAGUGAAUUUUACAACCAGCCCCCUUGGAAACAAAUACAUGGCUCUCAUCCAAAAUAACAUUGUAAUUGGGUUUUCUAACGUGCUGAGAAACACACCCCCAAGUCGCACUUCAGUGGUGAUCCCAGUGACCGAAAGUGAAGGUGCUGUGGUCCAGCUGACUCCAUACUUCCACACUUGUGGCAAUGACUGCAUCAGACGCAAAGGAACAGUUGUGCUCUGCCCGCCAGCAGGCGCGUCCUUCCCCUGGGAUAGUCGCAGAGGCAUGCUGGGUGGCUGGCUGCCUCUCCUCUCUGCUCUGCUGGUGGCCACAUGGGUGCUGGCCGCUGGGAUCUGUCUCAUGUGGAGGCGCGAAAGGACCAGGAAGGCUCCCUUCCCUACUACCACGCUCCUGCCCCCCACUAAGGUUCUUGUGGUCUACCCAUGUGUAUGUUUCCAUCACACGGUUUGUCACUUCACUGAGUUUCUUCAGAACCACUGCAGAAGUGAGGUUAUCCUUGAAGAGUGGCAGAAAAAGAAAAUAGCAGAUGGUCCAGUGCAAUGGCUUACCACUCAGAAGAAAGCAGUGGAUAAAGUCAUCUUCCUCCUUUCCAAUGAUGUCCAGCCCAGAUGCGAUGGCACCUGUGGCAGGAGUGACAGCAGCCCUCAUGAGAAUUCCCAAGACCUGUUCCCCCUGGCCUUUAACCUCUUCUGUAGCGAUCUGAGAAGCCAGACUCCCCUUCACAAAUACAUGGGGGUCUAUUUUAGAGAGGCUGAUACCAAAGACGAAUACAGCGCGCUCAGCGUCUGUCCCAGGUACUACCUCAUGAAGGAUGCAUCUGCUUUCUGUACAGAACUACUCCGUGUCACACAGGUGUCAGCAGGAAAGAGGCUGACGGCCUGUUCCCUGUAGCCCGCCCGUGAGAAGUGAGGGGCCUUGAAGCCUUCCUACUCCUCCAGUUAUAGGCGGAAAGUAUCUCAGAUGAUUCUGAAGUUUCCUGUGUGGGCUAUGUGCAGGGAGACGUCACAGACACCUGCUGUAUUUAUUAGCAACAGGAGCAGGGAGGAUUCCUAAAUGAAUUUACAAAUUACUUCUCGGACACUCUAAACUUGGUGAAUACCGAAGUAAGCCUUUGCUCAUUCACUCAGUAACUCAUGGGUAAAAAACCGUCUAUUACAUCCAAAAGCCAUU
Molecule: messenger RNA, 1798 nt
Organism: Lutra lutra (Eurasian river otter)
Lineage: Eukaryota; Metazoa; Chordata; Mammalia; Carnivora; Mustelidae
Gene: IL17RB
Product: interleukin 17 receptor B
Molecular function (GO): interleukin-17 receptor activity
Source: RefSeq, a predicted model, not a curated record